Tetrapisispora phaffii CBS 4417 is the source of this 231-nucleotide messenger RNA. RefSeq lists its product as uncharacterized. The record is from RefSeq and is a predicted model, not a curated record. NCBI's taxonomy places the organism in Eukaryota, Fungi, Ascomycota, Saccharomycetes, Saccharomycetales, Saccharomycetaceae. Bases 1 to 231 code for a protein of 76 amino acids. The transcript has a single exon.
AUGGGUCAUCAUCAUCAUCCUCCACAACCAGCUUAUUACCAACAACAACAGCCUGUUUACCAACUACAGCAGCCACAACCAAUAUAUAUCCAACAAAAUCCACCAUCAAAUAAUGACAACUGUUGUGGUGCAUGUUGUGGUGGAUGCUGUGGUGCUUUGUGGAGUUGUUUCACAGUUAUUUCACAAGUUUUAUGUUGUUGUUGUAUAUUAGAAGCAUGUUGUGUAUUUUGA